Notothenia coriiceps (black rockcod) is the source of this 804-nucleotide messenger RNA. RefSeq lists its product as uncharacterized. The annotation marks the transcript as partial. The record is from RefSeq and is a predicted model, not a curated record. The transcript has 2 exons. NCBI's taxonomy places the organism in Eukaryota, Metazoa, Chordata, Actinopteri, Perciformes, Nototheniidae.
AUGUUGUACCAAUGGAGCCUAUUGCCUAUUACUGACUCCGGCAACCUGAACAUCCUCAUCCUCCUCGACCUCACCGCAGCAUUCGACACCAUCAACCACACCAUCCUGCUGUCCCUCCUUGAAUCAUCACUCAACAUCACUGACACUGCACUCUCCUGGCUGAAAUCCUACCUCACCGACAGACAUCAGUUUAUCAACAUCAACAACUGCACCUCCUCCACUGCUCCUCUGUCCCAAGGCGUCCCCCAGGGUUCGUUCGACAGUCAGCUCAAAUUCAACCACCACAUAAAUCACAUCACCAGGACCGCCUUUUUCCACCUCAAAAACAUUGCCCGUCUCCGCCCAUCACUCUCCUCCUCUGCUGCUGAAAUCCUGAUUCAUGCAUUCAUCACUUCACGACUCGACUACUGCAAUAGCAUCCUCUAUGGCAUACCAUCCAACCUCCUCAAUAAACUCCAACAUAUCCAGAACUCUGCUGCCCGCCUCCUCACCCACACCCGCUCCCGAGACCACAUCACUCCCAUCCUUCAGAAUCUCCACUGGCUCCCCGUCCGUCAAAGAAUCCACUUCAAAGUCCUCCUCAUUACUUACAAAGCCCUCAACAACCAGGCCCCCCCCUACCUCACAGACCUGCUGCACCACCACACCCCUUCCCGCUGCCUCCGCUCAUCAGAAGCCAACCUCCUAUCCAUCCCCACCCGCACCAAUCACCGGACCUGGGGGGACAGAGCCUUCUCCGUCGCUGCCCCCUCCCUCUGGAACUCACUCCCACAACCCAUCCGAGACUGCACCGACCUCACCACC